GCGCGUCGCCAGUCCAUCCGAGGUGACACUCUACCUCAGGCACAUCCCGUCGGACUACACGAAGGCCAAUUUCCAGGCGCUGAUCUCCACUGCUGGAUACGACGGCGAGUAUGACUACUUCUACUUGCCCCGUUGCUUCCACACAAAGAUGUGCAAGGGGUACGCAUUCAUCAACCUUUCCACCGAGGAGGUCGCCCAGGGGUUGACUGAGGCCCUCGAGGGCACUCAGAUGUGGCACGGGUGCCUGCUGAGCGUGUCGCGCUCGGCGACGCAGGGGCUGGCGGACAACCUCUCAAAGUGGGUCCACACGCACUCCUGCCGUGUGAAGGACCCUGAGGUGCUGCCCUCCGUGGGGCCGCUGCAGCGGCGCGGUGGGGCCGCCGCCUACGCCGAGAUACAGCUGCUGCUCGGGCUGCCGUCCAUCGACCGCGCGCCCCCGGGGCCCCCGCGGCAGCGCCCUCUGCUCGAGCCCGCCGGCGGCGUCGCCGAG
This is a messenger RNA of Prorocentrum cordatum, 490 nucleotides long. The record is from the annotation of a GenBank genome assembly. Lineage: Eukaryota; Dinophyceae; Prorocentrales; Prorocentraceae.